Molecule: messenger RNA, 1091 nt
Organism: Scheffersomyces amazonensis
Lineage: Eukaryota; Fungi; Ascomycota; Pichiomycetes; Serinales; Debaryomycetaceae
Exons: 1
Coding region: 60-1082 (340 amino acids)
Biological process (GO): box C/D snoRNP assembly
Cellular component (GO): nucleus
Molecular function (GO): metal ion binding
Source: RefSeq, a predicted model, not a curated record
GAGCUAAUCACUAAGUUGUAUAUAGUAUACUUGUAAGACUAAACCCAUUACAAAAUCAUAUGGACUUUGUAUAUGCUCCUCCGCCUCCCCCAUCUUCGUCUAAGAAGACUGGUGGAUCUACUAAUGGAAUUCAACAUGCACAAAUAUCAGCACUGAAUGAAGAAUCCUCUACAAAUCAUAAGAAUAAUAAGAAUAAGAAUAAUAAUAAUAAUAAUAAUAAUAAUAAUAAUAGACGGUAUAAUAAACAUAAUGCUAAACAAGUGUAUAAUCAACUGAGUAAUAACAUCAACCAAGAGAUAGCCUCUUCUGUGACGACCCUGUUAUUAGACUUACCUACUUACUUACCUAAUGAAGAGCCUGUAAUUGAUGUAUCGCCUAGUACUAAAGAUCGCGAUGAGGGACCCAUAAAAGAUAAAACAGAUCUUGAUAAUAAUGAUGAAAUCAAUAAUGAAGUCAAUGAUGAUGAAGUAUCUCAAACUGUUAAAGAUCCAUCGCAACCUAUAGUUAUACCAGGUACAAAUAUAACAUUACAAACUGAUGAAGAUAUAGCUAAAUGGAUCGAAGAAAGAAAGAAAAGAUGGCCCACUAGAAAGAAUAUAGAAUUGAAAGAACAGACACAAGCACAAGCACAGGCACAAGUACAAGUACAGGAUCAACAGAAUGAAAUUAAUAGUCAAGAUCGAAAGAGGCGGAAUUCGAAUUCAAAUUCAGAUACUCCAAAUACAAAGAAAGCAAGAAAUAUUUGUAGAUUUUAUCAAUUGCAUAAACAUUGUAAAUUUGGUAAUAAAUGUAAAAAUCUCCAUGAAUUACCAGAUUCAUCUAUAUCUAAAUCUAAUAAAUUUGAUAAUCCAGCAUUUAAUUUACCUGAUAUAGAAUCUACACAUUUUAAGAGAACAAUUAAUGAUAUUCCAGUAUUAAUUCCUAAAUUAUAUAGUAAUAUUCAAAAAUCUGGAGGUAGAUUAUUUAAACAUUUAAUUAAACGAGAACAUUCAGAACAUGAAAAUAAUGUUAUAUUACAAUUUAUUCAAUAUUUAGAUACUAAGGGUUUAAUUGAUCAUGAAGUUAUGAAAAAGCAAAAUUGAAGUAGUAUU